Carcharodon carcharias (great white shark) is the source of this 4496-nucleotide messenger RNA. RefSeq names its product probable phospholipid-transporting ATPase IIA. NCBI's taxonomy places the organism in Eukaryota, Metazoa, Chordata, Chondrichthyes, Lamniformes, Lamnidae. Gene Ontology annotation, molecular function: ATP binding; ATPase-coupled intramembrane lipid carrier activity; magnesium ion binding. Bases 59 to 3196 code for a protein of 1045 amino acids. The record is from RefSeq and is a predicted model, not a curated record. Gene Ontology annotation, cellular component: trans-Golgi network; plasma membrane; endosome. The transcript is spliced from 28 exons. Gene Ontology annotation, biological process: endocytosis; retrograde vesicle-mediated transport, Golgi to endoplasmic reticulum; phospholipid translocation.
UAGACAGCAGACUACACCACCCAGCAUUAGAUUGGCAAAGACAGACAGUGCUGCAAACAUGUCGGAUAGUAUCCCUCUGCAGCCUGUUCGCCUCAAGAAAAUCCACGACUCCAAACAGAGGAGCGGGUGCUGUGGCUGGUGCUGUGGAGGAAGGGAUUUCAAACCUCGUACAGUGUGGCUUGGACACCCAGAGAAGAGAGAACAUAAAUACCCACGAAAUGUUAUCAAUAAUCAGAAAUACAACUUCUUCACCUUUCUUCCUGGGGUACUUUUUAACCAGUUUAAGUAUUUCUUCAAUCUGUACUUCCUGCUGUUGGCAUGUUCCCAAUUUGUACCAGAUUUGCGGCUUGGUGCUCUGUACACAUAUUGGGCUCCUUUGGGUUUUGUCUUGGCAGUGACAGUCAUUCGAGAGGCAGUGGAGGAGAUCCGAUGUUAUGUCCGAGACAAAGAAGUGAACUCCCAGAUCUACAGCAAGCUCACAGUAAGAGGAACUGUGGUUGUCAAGAGUUCGAACAUUCAAGUGGGGGAUUUGAUUAUUGUCGAUAAGAAUCAGCGGGUACCUGCUGACAUGAUCUUCCUCCGAACAUCAGACAAAAGUGGUUCCUGUUUUAUUCGUACAGAUCAGUUGGAUGGUGAGACUGACUGGAAGAUGCGUUUGCCUGUUGGCUGUACUCAGAGAUUACCCAUAGCAGCUGAUCUGCUACAAACACGAUCUUAUGUUUAUGCAGAAGAACCAAACCUUGACAUUCACAGUUUUAUUGGGACUUUCACUCGGGAGGAUAGUGACCCGCCAAUUAAUGAGAGUUUGAGCAUCGAGAAUACAUUGUGGGCCAGUACUGUCAUUGCUUCUGGUACUGCAGUGGGAGUUGUUAUCUACACAGGCAAAGAGAUGCGAAGUGUUAUGAACACCUCUCACCCAAAGAACAAGAUGGGGCUGUUUGACCUGGAGGUGAACUGUUUAAUGAAGAUCCUGUUUGUUGCUUUGGUGGUGUUGUCACUUGUCAUGAUCUCCCUGCAGCACUUCAGGGGUCGCUGGUAUCUUCACUUGUUUCGCUUCUUCCUUCUGUUUUCCCAAAUAGUUCCAAUCAGUUUACGUGUCAACCUGGAUAUGGGAAAGAUGGUCUACAGCUUGAUGAUUCGGAAAGACUCUAAAAUUCCUGGCACUUUGGUACGGGCCAGCACCAUUCCAGAGCAGCUUGGGAGAAUUUCUUAUGUACUCACAGACAAGACAGGAACUCUUACGAAGAAUGAGAUGCAGUUCAGGCGUCUUCAUCUGGGUACAGUAUCUUAUGGGAUGGAUUCUAUGGAUGAAGUAGAGAGCCAUGUUUUUAGCGCUUAUACACAGACACCGGCUUUACAGGAUAAGCCCCCCUCAACAGCUCCUAAAAUACGUAAAACUGUCAGCGUCCGUGUUCAUGAAGCAGUGAAAGCGAUUGCACUGUGCCAUAAUGUUACACCUGUCUAUGAGUCUCAUGGGCCUGACUCAACUGACCGAGCUGAAGCUGAGCAAAACUAUGAGGAUGCGUGUCGGAUUUACCAAGCAGCCAGUCCAGAUGAGGUGUCUUUGGUGCAGUGGACAGAGUGUGUAGGACUGACUCUUGUUGGCCGGGACCAAUCCUCUAUGCAGCUGAGGACACCUGGAGGACAUAUUCUGAACUUCAGUAUUUUGCAGGUGUUUCCAUUUACCUACGAGAGCAAGCGCAUGGGAAUCAUUGUCAAAGAUGAAUCUACAGGAGAGAUUACCUUCUACAUGAAAGGGGCUGAUGUGGUUAUGAUGGGAAUUGUUCAGUAUAAUGACUGGCUUGAGGAAGAGUGUGGCAACAUGGCCAGAGAAGGACUUCGGGUUCUGGUUGUUGCCAAAAAGUCUCUAACAGAAGAGCAGUACCAGGAUUUUGAGACUCGUUACAAUCAAGCAAAACUGAGUGUGCAUGAUCGGUCAUUGAAAGUGGCAACUGUGAUUGAGAGUUUGGAGAUGGAAAUGGAGCUCCUUUGUCUGACCGGAGUCGAGGACCAGCUACAAGUUGACGUCAGGCCUACCCUGGAGCUGUUGAGAAAUGCUGGGAUAAAGGUGUGGAUGCUCACUGGGGACAAACUUGAAACAGCAACUUGUACAGCAAAAAAUGCACAUCUAGUAACCAGGAACCAAGACAUUCACAUCUUCCGAACUAUAACCAAUCGAGGUGAAGCUCAUUUAGAGCUUAACGCUUUCAGACGGAAACACGAUUGUGCAUUGAUCAUAUCUGGUGACUCACUAGAGGUAUGUCUGAAGUUCUACGAGUAUGAGUUCAUGGAGCUGGCCUGUCAGUGCCCUGCUGUAGUCUGCUGUCGAUGUGCUCCGACACAGAAAGCUCAAAUCAUACGCUUGUUGCAGCAGAGGACUCGCAAAUUAACAUGUGCAGUAGGUGAUGGAGGAAACGAUGUUAGUAUGAUCCAGGCUGCUGACUGUGGAGUGGGGAUUGAAGGCAAGGAAGGAAAGCAGGCAUCUUUGGCGUCAGAUUUCUCUAUAACUCAGUUCAAACACCUUGGCAGGUUGCUGAUGGUUCAUGGACGCAACAGCUACAAGAGAUCAGCUGCUCUUAGCCAGUUUGUGAUCCACAGGAGCCUGUGUAUCAGUACCAUGCAGGCUGUUUUUUCUUCAGUAUUUUACUUUGCUUCCAUUCCUCUGUACCAAGGUUUCCUUGUUAUUGGGUAUUCAACAAUUUAUACAAUGUUUCCAGUGUUCUCUCUCGUUCUGGACAAGGAUGUGAAAUCAGAAGUUGCAAUGCUCUAUCCAGAACUAUACAAAGAUCUUACCAAGGGUCGACCACUCUGUUUUAAAACCUUUUUGAUUUGGGUUUUAAUUAGUAUAUACCAAGGUGGUAUAAUAAUGUAUGGAGCUCUUCUGUUGUUUGACUCAGAGUUCGUACAUGCAGUAGCCAUUUCCUUUACCUCACUUAUUCUCACUGAGUUACUGAUGGUGGCGCUAACUAUCCAGACCUGGCACUGGCUCAUGAUUGUGGCAGAACUUCUCAGUCUCAGCUGCUACAUUGCUUCCCUGGUCUUCUUGCACGAGUUUAUUGAUGUCUACUUCAUCAUCACUUUAUCCUUCCUGUGGAAAGUCACGGUAAUCACUCUUGUCAGCUGCCUUCCCUUGUAUGUACUGAAAUACCUGAGAAGAAGAUUCUCUCCACCGAGCUACUCCAAGCUUACCUCAUAGACACCGAGACCCGGAUAAUAAUCCCAACCCAUUAGGGAUUCACAACCAACAAUUUAAGAAAUUUAUUUGACAAUUUCAAGUAUGACUGAUGGACUAAAAUGAUAACUUUAACAGUCAUGACCAACUGAUGAAUAACAAUUGGCCAGUAGACACUGUCAGAGAUACAGCCUACUUCUUCAGAGUCCUAAGAUUUAAUCACAACCAGAGCCAAAAAGGGAAUCAUUGUACCGUUCAAAAGUGGGAGGCCGGUCAGAAAAAAGAUCCAUAAAGAAAAAGGGAUCACUAAACACUCAAAACAAAGUGAUUGAGCCACCGACAAAAAUAUAUGUGAAAUUUGUCCCCCUUCAGUUAUUGCCUUAUUUUGUUUGUGACCUAUUUCCACAGUUGUUCAGGCUUUUCAGUUGUUGCUCUAUUUUCAUUUUCCUCCUUGUUUUCAUCUUGGGUGCUUUCAACCAUUUCAUCUUGUUUUCACCCUAGUUACAGGAUUCAAAGGUAGAGCAUCAUCCCAUUUAUUCAAACAGGUGCUAGAGUCCCCUCUUUAAGAUAAUGACUAAAACACAAUGACCCAGAUCUUCCAGUCUCUGGAUAGUUGGAAACUGGACAUACCCCUCAGAGACUCUAAGGGACCCUUUAAAAGUCCCAAUUCAAUGACUUUGUGGGAAUUGACCAGGAAGCUUGAGCUUCCAAUGGGCACUUCCCUUGCUCCCCUGGACCCUCCAAAAAAAGUCUCCAACUCUUGAGUUAGAGACAGGGACUUUGGAUGGUUCCAGCUUACUUAUCUAGAUAGUUACCCAUGAAAUAUUAGACAAAUUAAAACUUAUUCUAACACCUGGGUAGCUAUAGAACUGACCCCCUCCGAAUCACUCACUUUGACCCCCCCGACCACCACCCCCCCUUGACCUGACCUGAUUAGCCCCCGCCACCUGAUUCCCCACCAACCCAAUCUGACUAGCCCCCAUCACUCCACUAAUCCCCUCCCCCCACACCAAUUUCCUCCCAAUCCGACCUGACUAGCCCCCACCACCUGACUCCCCACCAACCUGACCUGAAUAGCCCCCACCACCUGACUCUCCACACCCUGACUUGACUUGACUUGACUAACAUCUGACUCCCUCCAACAUGCCCCAACCUUCUGACUCACUCCUGGCCCAACCUGUUUAGCGCCCCACCACCUGACCGAACCUCACUAACCUACCAUCCUAUCCCCUCACCUACUUACCUUCUCCUCUUAACUUUUCAAAGAAGCUUUGGGACAUUUAAACUCUCCAGUUACUAGAAGCCAGCAGCUGAUGCCGUAAAA